AUGCCCCGACCAAAGCGCACUAUUGAGGAAUUGGCGAACAAGUCGGACUCGGAUGACGAGAAUUACAGCGAUCGUCCGGUGCGCUCAUCUCGCCAGUCCGCUCGAUCGAAGUCGAGGAAGAAGCCGAAGCCAACGAAAAAGAGAGCGCGCCGCCAUUCGAACGACGACAUCACAUCCGAUGACGAUGAUAUUCUAGAUGAUGUGGACGAGCUCGACUUCGAUGAUGAGGAUGAAGAAGACCCGAACGCCCCGAAGAAUGCAAGAGGCCUUACCGCUCGGAAGGCUGCCACUAAUCGGCCGGUAUAUAACGAGGGCGAUUCUAGCAGCGUCGACGAUGAUUUCGAAGAGGAGGAUGACUCCGAGCCCACCCGUUCGCCGAAGAAACGCAAAAGCACCGUCGUGACAUUGAAAGUGAAUGCUCUCAAACGCCAGCCUCUCCCUGAAAGCGGCAGGCGGAUGACUCGCCGUACUCGCGACCCCUCAGAGGAUAUCGUCGCUCUCACGAACUCCGGUCGCCAUAUGGAGCUCGUGGAGCGAGGUACACACAGUCCGGAGAUGGAAGCGCGGAGAAGCCGGCGUGGGUCUCGCGCCUCGAAACGUCUCAAUUUUGGGCCUGAAAAAGUUGAAAUCGAUGAGAAACCGGAGGUGUUCGAGCCCAUAGAGGAGACUUCGAUGGAGGUCAAGGCUUCGCAGCCAGAAAUCAUGGAAAGCGAUCACCAAGGAGAUUUUGAGGAAGGUGUUCCAUCGGGGCAGGACAGUGGCGAAGGUGCAGCAGAAGCCGACGAAGUUGGAGUUGUGCCCGAAUCUGAGAACGGCGAUGUGAAGCAUCAGGAGGAGGAUGAUGAAGACGACGAAGGUCCAACAACGCGGAGGAGGAGGGGCAAGCCCAGUCGAAGUCAGCCCACUGAAGAGGCGCAGCCGGACGAAGAGGAGGACGCACACCCACGUCGUUCCGGCCGCAAGAAACCCAGAAGCUCUCAGCGAAAGCGACAAGACGAUGAGAGCGAUUUUGAACCUGAGGAAGACGAGUCGAAUGACGACGAUGAUGAGGAGCGCUCUCUGUCCGGAAAAUCACAUGGAUCACCGCGCAAAGCCAGUCAAGCUCGAGAUGACGAGGAACAGGAUAGCACCGCCGGUCGGCGCCCUGGUCUACGCAAGAGAGCUUCUCGCUCCCGUGGACAGUCCGAAGUACGAGGGGAUAUUGCUGAGGAGCUUGCAGAGGAGUUGGAAGAUCUCAGAGGAGAUCGACCCCGCAGAAGGCUUCAGACAGAUAUCGUUUACGAGAAACCAAGGCGCAGCCGGAAGGACGUCGACUACCGGAUCAUUCGUCCAGACCUCAUCCUGCCAAUCGAGGAAGCCGAGAAUGAGGUCAACGAGUCGCCUUCACGGCGAGGUCGGGGAGGCGGAGGCAGCAGUUGGCAGCGCACACUUUUCCCAACCUAUGGACCUUUUGGAGGAGGCGGGCCACCAGCGAUCCUGGCUCCUCCUGGCGCACCUGCUGCAACAGGGGGUGUUGACAGCGAUAGUAGCGAUGAUGAAGUAAUGCAACACCCCAAAACUGGCGGCUCCGUGUCUGGACCCCCAGGUGCAGGUCUUCUGCCUUCAGCACAAACCCACGGAGCCGAUCCUCUACAAGGGCCAUCCGGAACACCUGCUAAUUUAGGAAAAAUCAAGGAUAAGCAGGCGCUUGCUGACGCCGAUCCCUUGGGUGUUGACGUUAAUGUCAAUUUCGACAGUGUUGGUGGCCUACAGGGGCAUAUCGACCAGUUGAAAGAGAUGGUUUCCCUUCCACUCCUUUACCCCGAGAUUUUCCAACGUUUUCACAUCGUGCCGCCAAGGGGUGUCCUCUUCCACGGACCCCCUGGGACAGGUAAAACGCUGUUGGCAAGGGCCUUGGCCAACAGUGUUAGCUCCGAGGGCCGCAAAGUUACAUUCUACAUGAGAAAGGGUGCAGAUGCACUGAGUAAAUGGGUCGGUGAGGCUGAAAGGCAGCUCCGGCUGUUGUUUGAAGAGGCUCGAAAAACUCAACCCAGCAUCAUCUUUUUUGACGAAAUAGAUGGACUGGCCCCCGUGAGAUCAAGCAAGCAGGAACAGAUUCAUGCCUCCAUCGUGUCGACCCUGUUGGCUUUAAUGGAUGGGAUGGAUGGCCGUGGCCAAGUGAUUGUCAUUGGAGCUACAAAUCGACCGGACUCUAUUGACCCUGCUUUGCGUCGCCCUGGCCGCUUCGAUCGCGAGUUUUACUUCCCUUUGCCCAAUACAGAAGGCCGGCGUGCAAUCUUGGAUAUCCAUACCAAAGGUUGGGAUCCACCGCUCCCUGAUCACAUCAAGGACGAACUGGCGGAGAUCACAAAGGGCUACGGCGGAGCCGAUCUUCGUGCUCUUUGUACAGAGGCUGCUCUCAACGCGGUUCAGAGAAGAUAUCCCCAGAUUUACAAGUCAGAUCAGAAGCUUCUCAUCGAUCCUAAGAAGAUUGAUGUCACUCCGAAGGACUUCAUGCUGGCUAUAAAGAAGAUUGUCCCUUCAUCUGAGAGAUCUGCCUCCUCUGGUGCUACUCCUCUACCCAAGACCGUGGAGCCUUUGCUUCGUCGACCGUUCUCCGAUAUCAAAACCAUUUUGUCCGAAAUACUCCCACAAAGAAAGAGGCUCACAGCUCUCGAGGAAGCUCAAUUUGAGGAACCCGAAGGGCCAAAAGGCUUUCGACGUGAGCAGAUGCAGCAAGAGUUUGAUAUUUCCAGAGUGUACCGACCCAGGAUGUUGGUGCGUGGGCCUUUCGGCAUGGGCCAGCAACAUCUUGCAGGCGCCAUCCUCCACCAUUUCGAGGGUCUGCACGUUCAAGCUUUCGACCUUCCGACCCUGCUCAGUGACUCAACCAGGUCUCCCGAAGCAGCCGUCAUACAACUCUUCCAAGAGGUCAAGAGGCACAAGCCCAGCGUAAUAUACAUUCCAAACCUUCAGUCUUGGCUUAAUACCGUUGGGCCGACUGUCAUAUCUACUCUCUUGGGCCUUUUACGGUCUGUUCCCCCUUCAGAUCCUGUUCUCCUGUUCGGAGUCUUGGAAUCGACUGGUGAAGAGGUGGAUAAUGGGCUGCUGAGCAACAUGUUUGGGUUCUCGAAGAAGAACUUUUACGACCUAAAGGCCCCGGAUUAUGACGCUCGAUAUGAGUUUUUCGGUAGGGUGAUCGACUACGUCAAGACCCCGCCGUCCGAUUUUCCGGAUCCCGAAAAUCGUAAAAGGAGAGAACUCGAGACACUGGAGGUUGCACCUCCUCCUCCACCGAAGCCCGCACCGCCCCCGACCAAGGAGCAACUCAAGGCCCAGAAGAAGAAAGAUCACCAGACCCUGAAUUUGCUAAAGAUCAGGAUCCAGCCCAUCAUGGACCAGAUCAAGAAAUACAAGAGGUUCAGGACAGGUGUAAUUGACGAGUCACAGAUCCGGUACCUGUGGGAAGAGGAUGAUCCGAACAUAGUUACUAGCGACUUGCCCAUUGAGCAGCGAACAACGUUCAGGCCCUUUGAAAAGGCUUUCGAUAAGCAUGGGGUCCCGGGUCUCCGGGAAACUGUUUCGGGAAAGUUUUUCUACAAUAUGGAAAUUGUCACUAUCGAAAAGAGACUUUCCAAUGGUUACUAUAAGCGGCCUAAGGAUUUCCUGGCUGAUAUCAAGCGCUUGGCAAAGGACGCGCGGCAGCUAGGCGACCAAGAGAGGUUGUUGCGAGCCAACGAACUUCUCUCUAACGUCGAGGUCGACAUUGCCACAAUCGAGCAGGCGGAGCCCGCCUUAGUCGCGGAAUGUGAGAAUGUUUAUCUGCGGGAGCUGGAGAGGGAGAAGCUCGCAGCAGAACAGGCGAAGAAAGCCGCGGGUGAAGGAGGCUAUUCCCGUCUCUCAGCGACCGGCAAUGUUCCCCACGGCAAUACAGACUCCGGCCCUUCAAGCGGACCUGUGGUGCUUGGUGAAUCUUUCCCGGAUGGGCAAGCUCGUCCGCAGACACCGACGCGGCGCUCGGCCGUGAGCUUUCUCACCAACGGUUAUCAUGAAGGUGGUGGCUCGGAUCUGAAUGAUCUUAGUAACCAUGCCACGAUCAGUAAUGGGUCCCACGAGUCUCGCGGCGAUGGAGAUGGAGACGGAGAUGUUUAUAUGACUAAUUCGGAAGAUCAUUCUGGGGAGAGAGAGACGCAGGGUAGUUCUUUCGGACCCUCCGCCCAACCCCGGCCGCCGUACUCGCACACGGCGCCUUCGCAGCAAGUGAGACGUGAAUCGGGAUUCUCAAGUCUGUCUCAAAAAGGACCAAUGACUCCAAUGGCCCCGGGAUCACAGCCGAAUGACUAUACAAACGAGGCAUCUACCACGCAGACUACCUCGGACAAGAAGUCCUCCGUACAGUCCUCCGUGCCGCAAAAUCUCACCCAGAGCCCUAUGGCUGCGCAUGGGCUGCGGCACGACUUCCCUGAUCUCACUCAAUACCCCGACCGUGUGUCGCAGGAGGAACAUCUCCCGGAUACGCAGCAGCCGGAAAGUAGCCAGCCCUCUCCGCAUCCCCGCGAGUCCUUGCCAGGACACGCAGACUUUGCUGCCGGGGAGAGCCAAUCCCAGCCCAAGCAUCAACCCCCUGUGCCCUUGUUUGAGGCGCCUGUCAAGCAGCCCUCUCAUGUCCCCACGGCUCUCCAGUCAUUGCUCAACAACGAAGAUCUUUCUCCAAAAGUGUCACUUGAGCACGAACUUAUCGACAACUUACACAACCAACUAACGCAACGAACCAGUGGGUGCUCGGUCGAGCAGCUGGAGCAGAUCAAUAGCAACUUGAUGGACUAUAUCUGGCGGAUGCGAGGGGAGUGGAACCGCAACAAGGUUGCGGCUGGUAUCAGGGAUACCUUCAAUGAAGUUCUGGAGGACAUGCAGGCGAUGCAGGAGAUCGGCCCUAUCAGUCAAAGAACAAAGGAGCAGUUGGGGGCUGAUAUCUUCCACGCUUAG
Aspergillus fumigatus Af293 is the source of this 4965-nucleotide messenger RNA. Its product is annotated as chromatin segregase YTA7. The record is from RefSeq and is a predicted model, not a curated record. Gene Ontology annotation, biological process: positive regulation of transcription by RNA polymerase II. Gene Ontology annotation, cellular component: nucleus. Gene Ontology annotation, molecular function: chromatin binding; histone binding; ATP hydrolysis activity. NCBI's taxonomy places the organism in Eukaryota, Fungi, Ascomycota, Eurotiomycetes, Eurotiales, Aspergillaceae.